Gadus macrocephalus (Pacific cod) is the source of this 2083-nucleotide messenger RNA. RefSeq names its product leukocyte elastase inhibitor-like. The transcript is spliced from 10 exons. Gene Ontology annotation, molecular function: serine-type endopeptidase inhibitor activity. NCBI's taxonomy places the organism in Eukaryota, Metazoa, Chordata, Actinopteri, Gadiformes, Gadidae. Gene Ontology annotation, biological process: negative regulation of endopeptidase activity. The record is from RefSeq and is a predicted model, not a curated record. Bases 16 to 1458 code for a protein of 480 amino acids.
AGAACUCGAAACCCAAUGACAAUUCAGGAAGCACUCCUGACAGGUUCGUUGGCGUUGGCCAAAGAUUGCUUAGGCUUGAGUAAAACGUUAUGGGCGUUUCCGAAUACCAUCGACAUUAUCGACAUUAGUCUCUUCUCUUACCUUUACCUAUCGCUUGUCAAGGACAGGAACACACUGCACACAAUGGCAUCCUCAACCCCUUUGACCGAGGCCAACACCACCUUUACCCUGGCGUUGUUCAAAAAGAUCACGGAGGAAAACAAGACUGGCAAUGUCUUCUACUCUCCUCUCAGCAUCUCUUCGGCCCUGGCCAUGGUGCUGCUGGGUGCACGGGGGAACACCUCCACACAGAUGUCAGAGGUGCUCUGCUUCUCCGAGGCAGAGGGACCCCAGCAGCAGGCUCUUCCAGCACUGGCACAGAUGCAGAUGCAGCAGAGGGCGCCCACCACCUUUCUGCCACCGUUUCUGCUCAAGAGGAUGGCGCUGCAACAUCAGAAGGGCGAAGAGGACAUCAACGCCAGCUUCUCCAAACUGCUGAGCGAGCUGAACAAGCCAGACGCGCUGUACUCCCUCAGUCUGGCCAACAGGCUGUAUGGAGAGAAGACUUACCAGUUUGUUCAGGAGUUCCUGGAUGAAACCAGGAAGUACUACCAGGCAGACCUUCAGUCUGUGGACUUCAAAGCCAAGGCAGAGGAGGCCAGGGUGGAGAUAAACACCUGGGUGGAGAAACAGACACAAGAUAAAAUCAAGGACCUGUUGGUACCUGGUGUGGUUGACUCGCUGACAAAGUUGGUGCUGGUCAACGCCAUCUACUUCAAGGGAAAGUGGGACAAGCAGUUUAAGGAGGAAGCCACCAAGGAGACUGCCUUCAAACUGAACAAGAAUGACACUAAGAAGGUGAAGAUGAUGCACCACAAAGCAACUUUCCCACUUGCCUUCAUCCCUGAGGCCAAUUGCCAGAUCCUGGAGCUGCCCUAUGAAGGCAAAGAACUCAGCAUGCUGAUCUGCCUCCCAAUGGAAAUUGAGGACGGCACCACCGGCCUGGAGAAGCUGGAAGCGAUGCUGACCUACGAGACCUUCAUGGAAUGGACCCGGCCAGACAUGAUGGACCAGAGUGAAGUCAAUGUGGGCCUGCCGCGAUUCAAGAUGACGCAGACCUACGACAUGAAAGACCUGCUGGUCAGCAUGGGCAUGGUGGACGCCUUCGACCAGGGCCUCAGUGACUUCUCUGGCAUGUCCUCGGCCAACGACCUGGUGCUGUCCAAGGUGGUCCACAAGGCCUUCGUGGAGGUCAACGAGGAGGGCACCGAGGCCGCCGCCGCCACCGCUGCCAUCAUGAUGCUGCGAUGCAUCAGGGUUAUCCCCCAAUUCGUCGCCGACCACCCCUUCCUCUUCUUCAUCCGCCACAACCCCAGCAAGAGCAUCCUGUUCGCCGGCCGCUACAGCUCACCUGAGUGAUGGCUGAGGGUGGGGGGCGGGGGAGGUGGACACGUGUGUGUGUGUGUGUGUGCGUGUCUAUGAGAGCCUCCAGUGUGAAGUGCAUAGCGCUUGCCCACAUCUAUUAAGUGUUCACUUGUCUUUUAAACUGGAGGAGACCUGCCUUGAUCAAACCGGGGUGGUGCUUCGAAACUUUUUUCGAUGCACGUAUAUAAUUUCCGUAUAAAAUACAUUUUUAGCAUUAUAUAAUAAUUCCGUAUAUAAUAUUUUUUUUGCAUUGAGGUCACUCAUGUUGGUGGUAUGCAUUCACAUACAGUCUACUGUUGGGUCAACACUGAGUGGAACAAUGGAUUUACUGGUAUGACACACUAGCCUUGCGCUGUAUACCCCCGGUUUGUCACUCUCCAGCCUUAGGUCCCCCAUAUGUAGGCCCAUUCUAAACCGCUUUAAGUCCUCCACAUAAACUCCUUUACUGCAGUAGUAGUAGCUGGGUUGUAUUUUUCUAAUGACAUAGUAUGCCAGAUAUACACUUAAUGAUGAAUUUUAUUCAACCAAAGAUGUCAUUAACCGUGGAAAACAUUUAUUUUAAGUGUGUGUAAAUUUGUGUAUGGCUUAUAGAGACUUUAUAAAGACUAAACAUGCUCAA